Messenger RNA from Mollisia scopiformis, 1513 nucleotides. Its product is annotated as cytochrome P450. The record is from RefSeq and is a predicted model, not a curated record. NCBI's taxonomy places the organism in Eukaryota, Fungi, Ascomycota, Leotiomycetes, Helotiales, Mollisiaceae. The transcript has 3 exons. Bases 41 to 1513 code for a protein of 490 amino acids. Gene Ontology annotation, molecular function: iron ion binding; oxidoreductase activity, acting on paired donors, with incorporation or reduction of molecular oxygen; monooxygenase activity.
CGUCAUCUCGAAUAUUUCUUCUUCACAUCCAAUCGCCAAAAUGCUCAGCACGCUUGCACUGAUUGCUACAGGAAUCAUCCUCAUCUACGGUCUACUCCACUUGCUUCUCUACUAUACCCAUGAUGACAGAGAGCCACCGCCUGUAUCAACAACAUUCCCAUUUGUUGGAGCUAUGCUUGGAUUGAUGAGGAAGAAGAGCAAGUAUUAUAUAGAGAUCAGAAACAAGUACGAUUUACCAAUCUACACUCUUCGCCUUCCAGGGACAAGACUUUACGUGGUCAACUCCGUCUCUUUGAUUGCUUCCGUUCAGCGUCAAUUCAAAGUCUUAGCCUUCCUUCCUCUUGAAGCCAAAUUAUCAAUGGGAGUGUGCGGAUCAAGCGAGACUGCGAACGAAAUCCUCAACACAAAUACGAACGGCGAUGAGGGCGAUUGGGGUUAUAUAAUGACUUUCUACAAGACGAUUCGGGCGCCACUCGCUCCGGGGUCUGAGCUUGAUGCCAUGAAUCGAGUUAUGGCACAAAAGGUCUCAGCGUCGAUUGAUCAAAUCAAAGGACAACAAGUUGUACAACUCUUUGAGAAAUUCCAGGAGGGGAUCAUAAUUCUCAUCGUGGGGCUAUAUCCUUCAAUACUCGCUAAGGAAUGCAUUCGUGCUCGUGAGUUAAUGACUGAAGCAUUCACACAGUACUUCGAGGAUGAAGGUCACAACUUAGGCUCAGGCCUUGUCAAGUCUCGUUUUGCACAUAGUACUGAGCAUAAAAUACCUCUCAAGGAUAUCGCCAGAUUUGAAGUUGGCAAUACCAUAGGGCUUUUGACGAACACUGCGCCCUCGGCAUUUUGGAUGGUCUACCAUUUAUAUUCUGACCCCAAUGUGUUGGAAGAUUGCCGGCAAGAGCUUUCUAAGGUCAUCUCUAGCGUCACUACCACUCUCAAGGAUGGAGAAACGACCAAGGUACACACCAUCGACAUGUCGGAAGUGAAAGGAGCUUGCCCUAUCUUGUUGUCUACACUGCAAGAAGUAUUUCGUAUCCACUCUAUUGGAAUUUCUACUAGGAUGGUAAUGGAGGAUCAUAUGCUUGACAACAAAUAUCUCCUGAAGAAGGGCAAUACAGUCAUAAUCCCAGGUCCAGUUCAGCACACGAGCACUUCCGCCUGGGGUUCAGAUGCCAGUAUGAUCGAUCACCGCCGCUUCCUGCCUAAGAACAAGCGCCACAAUCCAGUCGCAUUCCGCGCUUUUGGUGGCGGAACAACUUUAUGUCCUGGGCGUCACUUUGCAAGUACUGAGAUCUUGGCUUUCGCAGCGAUGUUGAUUUUACGAUUUGAUAUCACGCCUACUGGUGGACAAUGGGUCCAUCUCACGUCCGACAAAGCUGCACUUUGGGAGACGACACCAGUUCCAGACAAUGAUAUCGAGGUCAAGAUUAGUCCCAGAGCUGGCGAGGAUAUUAAUGCGCAACGGAGAAUCCUGGUAUCAAGCUCUGACAAAGCAAUGCCACUGUCUGCUGAAGAUAUGUAG